Molecule: messenger RNA, 1524 nt
Organism: Peronospora farinosa
Lineage: Eukaryota; Oomycota; Peronosporomycetes; Peronosporales; Peronosporaceae
Source: the annotation of a GenBank genome assembly
AUGCUUACCAAAGUCGAGUGUCUUGUCAGCGAGGCCUUCAUGGACAGCGAGGUCUGUACGACCAGCGACACGAAUGAGACGAAGAUGAAGGUAGAGAUAGAGCAGCAGACGACAAUGAUCAUGGCGAAUCAGGAUUCGUCGUCUCUCAAGUCUUCACAGGAAACGCAGCGAUCGGCAUUGCGGACGACACUUGGCAUAGCGUCAUCUGCUGCAAGUUUUGUGCUAUUUCCUUACGUUGUUGCAGGUAAAGUGGCUGUAUACGCCACGUCUACGGUCGUCAGAGCCCCAGUACACCUCACAAACCAAGUGCGAGCUAGUAUUGCACAAUCAUGGACGAGAUCAAUUCACGAUUACGUAGACACGGAUCUCUUUGAUGAAGACUUUAGGAGUAGUACGAGCUCUUCGAGUGGUGUCGAUAAUGGCAAUGAGCAGGUGAUGGAGUCAUUCGAGAAAGUGACAAAUGAGGGAGAAAAUUACAACGAAUAUGAGAGUGGGGUAGUCUCCCAGUUGCUGCAUUUACCACUAAGGCUGGUGCAUAGCAGCGUCUCCACUGUCGUGGCGAUCCCUAAACGGAUCGCUACAUGUAGUGGGCGAAAACUAUCCGGAGCAGUAUCGACAUCUCAUGCGUUCGCGACGUCGGCAGUUGUGGCGUCCACUAGUAGCGUUGCAAGGACGGGGGUGCACGUAGCCAGAGGUAUCACACAUGGAGCUGUGUCUACUGCAUCGUUCGCGGUAUCGGCAAUCUCUGGAGCGGUGGGGGCAUCCGUGAGGACUGUAAGCUAUGCGAUUCCGCCGUCGGUAUCAAACGCCGUGUGGAAGGGCAUGGAUAUUACUGGUAACGCAUCGGUGAAUGUGCUGUCAAAUGCUAUAGCAGUGCCGUCGUAUCGGAUGCUGCAAGCAUUGGUGCCUGCUAUAAACAACUGUUUCUCUGAGGAAGAUGUAGUGAAUGAGACACGAACUAUGGUGAAGAUGCUGGUGAAUUUGCUGGGUCCGCAGAAUGCGUUUUACCUACUGAAAUGGGCCUACGAGACGAUCAACAGUGAAGAAGCACACGACGCUUUAUUGCUGUGCGGUGAUAUUAUGCAUGAGUCACUGGAUGGAGAGAAUUACCGGCUUGCUGGAGCGUCGGCAAGUACAGCUACAGGCUUCACUAUGGUUAUGCAUACAAUGAAGGAGACGUACAGCGUACUACCAUCAUUUGAUGAGCUGUUAGAUGCUGUUGUCCUUGUUGCUGAUAUUUCGAACGAAGUGGUUGAUGGGGUCGCUCAUGUCGUAAGUAAGGAAAGAGAUCUAAACUUAUGGGACGAAUCCCGCUUCAAGUACGUCUACGCUGACGAGGAGCCUUGUCUCGUGGAGCCCACGGAAACGACGUUUGAGCGCCAAGAAAGCAAUCUGUCAUCGGAAGAGGAGCGAACUUCGCUGUUUGAAUCAGGCCUUUUAAUGUUAACACGAGCCUGCGAUAGUGAAGAAGCGUCGUCACUGUUUAACACGUUCGACAACUUCCUGGAUGUAAUGAUAGACUAG